This is a messenger RNA of Cladocopium goreaui, 1383 nucleotides long. NCBI's taxonomy places the organism in Eukaryota, Dinophyceae, Suessiales, Symbiodiniaceae. The record is from the annotation of a GenBank genome assembly.
AUGAUGGCAGUUCUGUGGUUGCUGAUUUUGAGCUCAUGGGCAAGGCUUGCUGAUGCAUCCUGUUCCGGAAUGGUGGACGUGCCACAGCGCUACAGCAACCGUGAACUGAUCGAAGAAGGAGAUCGACUUCGUGAUGACGUCGACUUCAUGACUAGGCUCCGUCAAGGCCGUUUGAAGCGCUUGAGGGAAGAACUGCGCCGCCACAAUGUCACGGCGGCAGUGAUUUUUGAUCCAAUCAAUAUAAGGUAUGCUGUAGACUUUCGCAAUUCCGUUCUGUUCUAUGUGCGUAAUCCCUUGCAGUACCUGGUGGUGCCCACCAACGAAAGUGCAAAGUGUCUCCUCUUCGCGGGAUCCUUUGGUUCCGACGCCUUGUUGGAAGCCUUCAAUGGAUCGCUGGAGUUUCAUCCAGCCAUAGGUGCUACCAUGGCUUCGGCUGGUCCACGUGAAAAUGAGAAGAUCGAUGACUGGGUGAAUCAAAUGGAUGAGAUUCUUAGUCCGCUGGCAGAGACGAGUCCCUUCGGCAAGCGCAUCGCUGUGGAACGGUUUCAAGAAAGGGCAACCCGUGGACUGCGAGACAGAGGAUUUGACCUCAUCGACGCGCAGAUCCCCAUCGAAUAUGCGCGAAGUUUGAAGACGGAGGAGGAGAUCGUGGCCAUUCGCCACGGCAUCAAAGUGGUGGAAGAGGGGGUGCAUCGGUUACGCGAUGCUUUGUCGCAGCCAGAGGCCAAUGUGACAGAAAAUGAGGUAUGGAGUAUAUUGCAUUCAACAGUCAUUGCCUGCGAUGGGGAGUAUGCGGAAACACGGCUGAUGAAUUCUGGCCCGAAGACCAAUCCCUGGAUGCAGGAGAGCGGCACCCGUCGCAUCAACAUAGGGGAGACUGUCCAGUUGGAUACAGACGUUGUGGGACCAUUUGGUUACUACGUGGACUUUUCGCGCACGUUCACCGCAGGUUAUGGCCUGCCAGGGUUUCAAGCCACGGAGAAGCAGAAGAAACACUACAAAUUGGCCAUGGAGAUGGUUAAGCACAACAUGGAGCUUCUAAUUCCUGGUGCCUCCUUUGAACACGUCACCUUUAACGCCUGGCCCAUCCCUGAAGAGUUUCAGGCGCACAAAUACCACGUGCAAACCCAUGGGACGGGGAUGAGUGGAGAGUAUCCCUGGAUUUUCCAUCCCUCGGACUGGGCAUCCUACGGGUAUGAUGGCAUCGUGAAAGAAGGUAUGACACUGAGCGUCGAGGCCUUUAUCGGUUCAGAUCAGGGCGGAGAAGGUGUGAAGUUUGAACAACAUGGUGUGAUCACCAAGGAUGGAUUUCAACUACUCUCCACCAACGUUCCGCCCGAGCCAUAUCUCCUGGAGGAGUCGCCGCAGCUUUGCAGUGCAUGA